Grosmannia clavigera kw1407 is the source of this 1035-nucleotide messenger RNA. Its product is annotated as ring finger domain containing protein. Gene Ontology annotation, molecular function: ubiquitin protein ligase activity. The record is from RefSeq and is a predicted model, not a curated record. The transcript has a single exon. Gene Ontology annotation, biological process: protein monoubiquitination; protein polyubiquitination. NCBI's taxonomy places the organism in Eukaryota, Fungi, Ascomycota, Sordariomycetes, Ophiostomatales, Ophiostomataceae. The coding region runs from base 1 to 1035 and encodes 344 amino acids.
AUGAACAAUGAAGACAACAGCAAGUGUCGAGAUGGCCGCAGUCCUGCCGUGACGACAGCCGAUACGAACGGAGAGAGAAGCGACCCCCUCGUCCAGGAUGCAGCACCGCCUCUAGAGACGGACACGGCCGGCCGACCGGCAUCCGACGAUGAGGAAACACGCUGUGUCAUCUGUCUGGACGCCGUGUCCGAGCCCUGCACGGCGCAGCCCUGCGGCCACCGCCACUUUGACUUUCUCUGUCUCCUCAGCUGGCUGCUGCAUCGCCGGCCGACAUGUCCGUUGUGCAAAGCCACCGUGGCCACGGUGCAGUAUGGCUUCGCCGACGGCCAGUGCAAGAUGUUUAUCGUGCCGCGGGAGAGCGGGGUCGACGAGACGGGCGAAAACGCCAACCCGACCGCGUUCUCGUCCUCGUCCGUCGUCUCUACAGCCGCGGUCAGACGACCUCGACCCAGACGCGAUCCGCCGUCUUCGCUCUCUCCGUCGUCCUCCUCGCCAACGGCCCUCGACCGCCGCCGCCGUGUCUACCGUCUGGGCCUCUACUCGCUCCAUGUCGGCGCCAACCGUUACUCGCGCUACUACCGUGAGCUGACGCCCCGCAUGUUUGUCCAGGACCCCGACCUAGUCUCGCGUGCGCGCGCGUUUGUCCGCCGCGAGUUGACCGUCCUCCUGCUCGGAGGUGACGACAAUGACGGUCAUUCGCUGCCCGCAGCUGCCUCGGCCACCUCCCGCCGCCUCUCCACGCACGCCUUCCUCCUCGAAUACGUCGUCGCCAUCCUCAAGACCAUGGACACGCAGGGCAGUGCCGGCCAGGCCGAAGAGCUGCUGCGCGACUUUCUCGGCCGCGACUGCGCCCGCCUGUUCUUGCACGAGCUGCGCAGCUGGCUGCGCAGCCCCUACCUGACGCUGGACAGCUGGGACCGACACGUGCAGUACGGCGCCCCUACAACGCCGUCGCGCCACCGCAGCAAACGACGCCUGGCCAGCCGCAGCGAGACUGCGCUGCGCGAGGCCUGUCAGCAGUACGACCCCAGCUGA